Messenger RNA from Tachysurus fulvidraco (yellow catfish), 1211 nucleotides. Its product is annotated as hsp90 co-chaperone Cdc37-like. Gene Ontology annotation, biological process: protein stabilization; protein folding. Gene Ontology annotation, molecular function: heat shock protein binding; protein-folding chaperone binding. The transcript has 5 exons. The record is from RefSeq and is a predicted model, not a curated record. NCBI's taxonomy places the organism in Eukaryota, Metazoa, Chordata, Actinopteri, Siluriformes, Bagridae. Bases 84 to 638 code for a protein of 184 amino acids. Gene Ontology annotation, cellular component: cytoplasm.
CGUAGUUAACCCUGUAUGUACAGGAAUGCUUCAGUGAUAACCCUCACCUGGUGUGUGAGGAGACUGCAAACUACCUGGUUAUCAUGUGCAUUGACCUGGAGGUGGAGGAGAAACAUGCUCUCAUGGAACAGGUGGCCCAUCAGACCAUUGUUAUGCAGUUCAUCCUGGAACUUGCGAAAAGCCUAAAGAUCGACCCACGGGGAUGUUUCCGCCAGUUCUUCUCCAAGAUAAAGACGGCAGAUCAGCAGUAUCAGGAUGCCUUUAAUGAUGAGUUGGCGUCCUUUAAAGAGCGUGUACGUGGCCGGGCAAAGGUCCGCAUUGAGAAGGCCAUGAAGGAGUAUGAAGAGGAGGAGAAGAAAAAACGGCUUGGUCCUGGAGGUCUGGACCCUGUGGAGGUGUACGACACCCUGCCCCAGGAAAUGCAGAAGUGCUUUGAUGAUAAAGACAUCCAGAUGUUACAAGAUGCCAUCAGCAAAAUGGAUCCCACGGAGGCGAAGUACCACAUGAAGCGCUGCAUUGAUUCGGGUCUGUGGGUGCCGAAUUCACAGCCAGACGAUGACCGAGAGAAGGAGGAGGAGAAGGAGGUGAAGGAGGAGGAGCCUCAGUAUGAGGAAGUGAAGAUUGGAGAUGCUCAGUGAGCCCUGAUCCUUAAUAUCACAUUUCUCCCUUAUUACCCAGAAUGCUCUGGUCUGACCUAAAUGUGGGAGCUUCAUGGAGUAGUAUUUACUGGUCAGGAACUGGGGCUACUGGAACACAGUAUCAUGACUCCAUUCACAACUGAACAUUUACCCAAAAUACAAGAAACAAACCUACAGAUGUCGCCCUAAACUAAAGCGCUUCCUGUGCUGUGGCUGUGCGCAUGUCUUGUUUUUUAUUUCAUUUUUUAUUCUGCCCUCCUGAGGUGUUCUUGGCUAUUUCCACUCACCCUACUAUAGUUUCGUACAUGAUGUCAGUAACGCAGGGCUGUGAUUGGCUGAUUAAAGCAUGUUCUCUUUUAUUAAUAAACUCUGUAGUUGCACCUAUUGGUUUAUCAGUAAAGUGUGUUGAUCAGUCAUAAAUAAUCCAUUAGCUUGUACAGCUUUAUUUCUCUUCCUGUGCACAUGGACCUCACGCUUGUUUGUGUAUGAUGAUGAUCAUGUUAGGGUCAGACUGGUGUCCUCUUUAUUUGUACUAGAACUGUGAUGGCUAAAUAAAGGUCUUCUGUAAACACA